AUGCGCGUACUAUACCAGUACCCGUGCGAAUGCACGGGAAAACCGAUAGAUUUUGGUGGAUCUCUAGGUAGAGAUGCAGCUACGGGAAGAGGAGUCCUCUUUGCAACAAAGGCUUUACUGAAUGAAAAUGGGAAAAUUAUAGCUGGACAACGAUUCAUUAUUCAGGGUUUUGGAAAUGUAGGUUCUUGGGCUGCACAAUUGAUUGAUGAGAAACCUGCUAACCAUAUAGCAAGAAUUGGAAAGAUGAAUAAGAGCAUGUUUUAUAUGGUAGUGGUAAACAAGCGGCAAAAACAUAUAUGUCAAUGUGGAACUGGUGGGGAAAAGUUUCUGGAGACUCAUUCAGAGUUUGCGAAAACAUGCUCUGCUGAACCUUCCCUUUCUUCUGGUACAACUGCAUUGACUGCAAUUAUAUUUGGAAGGUCUUUACUCGUGGCUAAUGCCGGAGACUGUCGUGCUGUUUAA
Vicia villosa (hairy vetch) is the source of this 462-nucleotide messenger RNA. RefSeq lists its product as uncharacterized. Gene Ontology annotation, biological process: L-glutamate catabolic process. The transcript is spliced from 5 exons. The record is from RefSeq and is a predicted model, not a curated record. Gene Ontology annotation, molecular function: L-glutamate dehydrogenase (NAD+) activity. NCBI's taxonomy places the organism in Eukaryota, Viridiplantae, Streptophyta, Magnoliopsida, Fabales, Fabaceae. Bases 1 to 462 code for a protein of 153 amino acids. Gene Ontology annotation, cellular component: mitochondrion.